GAGUCUAGAUAUCUUAAAUGAUCGUUAGGCACUAAACCCUCAGGGGUUGGCCUGGUGGCAAUUCACUUGAGCCUUGGGGUGCUCCCUUUCAAGGUCUCAAGUUCGAAACCCGCUGGGUGCAAACAAUUUCUGAGGGCCAUCGGACUAGGGAAACCCUGAAUUACCCGUGGUGCACUUGCGGGAAACUCCUUGCCGAGGGCCUGUGCACCCCCAGGAUUAGUCGGGGCUCAAAGAGACUCGGACACCCGGCGCUAAUCAAAAAAUGAUCGUUAGGCACCAGACUCACAUAUAAUCUUAUUUGAGCAUUAUUCCUCUUAAAUGGCACUAGAUUUGCAUUGCAUAUAGUCUUUCUUCUACUUAUUUUGAAACACUUACUAUCGAUACUUUGAAGGGGAGCCUUGGCGUAACUGGUAAAUUUGCUGCCAUGUGACCAGGAGGUCCUGGGUUCAAGCCAUGGAAACAACCUCUUGCUAAAAUGCAAGGCAAGGCUGCGUACAAUAGUUCUUUGUGGUCUGGCCCUUCCCCGGACCCUGCGCAUAGCGGGAGCUUAGUGCACCGGGCUGCCCCUUUUUACUAUCGAUACUUAUUCUAGAAUCGUUACUAUCUAAAUUUUCUCUAAGAUUCCUACUUUUGAUGUACUUCCUAACUUAUUUCAUCAAUUAAAACAAUAUCGUCUAUAGCAUGCAUCAUGAAACCUCAUUCUAAGGAAAUUCCGGUACACCGGUGUAGAUUAUCAGCGAGGAGUUCAUUUUUUAAGAAUGUGUUUAGUGGGAAAGAGAGGAAAACGGAGGUAUUAUUGAAGGAAUUGAUGAAAGAGUGUGUUGAAGUGAGUUAUGAUGGUGUUGUGAAUGUGUUGGCUUAUUUGUAUAGUGGGAAAGUAAGGGAGUUACCUAAAGAUUUGUGUGUUUGUGUGGACAAUGAGUGUUUUCAUGUAGCUUGUAGACCAGCUGUGGGUUUCUUGGUUGAGGUUUUGUAUGCUUCUUUUACCUUUCAGAUCUCUGAAUUGGUCUACAAGUUUCAGAGACACCUAUUGGAUAUUCUUGACAAAGCUGCAGCAGACGAUGUAAUGAUGGUUUUAUCUGUUGCAAACAUUUGCGGUAAAGCAUGUGAGAGAUUGCUUUCAAGCUGUGUUGAUAUUAUUGUCAAGUCUAAUGUUGAUAUCAUAACCCUUGAUAAGGCCUUGCCUCAUGACAUCGUAAAACAAAUUACUGAUUCACGCACUGAACUUGGUCUACAAGGGCCUGAAAGCAAUGAUUUUCCUGAGAAACAUAUUAAGAGGAUACAUAGGGCAUUGGACUCUGAUGAUGUCGAAUUACUAAGGAUGUUGCUAAAAGAGGGGCAUACUACUCUUGAUGAUGCAUAUGCUCUUCACUAUGCUGUAGCAUAUUGCGAUGCAAAGACUACAGCAGAACUUUUAGAUCUUGCACUUGCUGAUGUUAAUCAUCGAAAUCGUAGAGGAUACACGGUACUUCAUGUUGCUGCAAUGAGGAAAGAGCCUAAAAUUAUAGUGUCCCUUUUAACCAAAGGAGCUAGACCUUCUGAUCUGACAUCAGAUGGCAGAAAAGCACUUCAAAUUGCCAAGAGGCUUACUAGGCUUGUGGAUUUUACUAAGCCUACGGAGGAAGGAAAAUCCGCUCCUAAGGAUCGGUUAUGUAUUGAGAUUCUGGAGCAAGCAGAAAGAAGAGAUCCACUACUAGGAGAAGCUUCAUUAUCUCUUGCUAUGGCAGGCGAUGAUUUGCGUAUGAAGCUAUUAUACCUUGAAAAUAGAGUUGGUCUGGCUAAACUCCUUUUCCCCAUGGAAGCAAAAGUUGCAAUGGACAUUGCUCAAGUUGAUGGCACGUCUGAGUUCCCACUGGCUAGCAUUGGCAAGAACAUGGCUAAUGCACAGAGGACUACAGUGGAUCUGAACGAGGCUCCUUUUAAGAUAAAAGAGGAGCACUUGAAUCGGCUUAAGGCGCUCUCUAGAACUGUGGAACUUGGAAAGCGCUUCUUUCCACGUUGUUCAGAAGUUCUAAAUAAGAUCAUGGAUGCUGAUGACUUGUCGGAGAUAGCUUACAUGGGAAAUGAUACGCCGGAAGAGCGACAACUGAAGAAGCAAAGGUACUUGGAACUUCAGGAAAUUCUGACUAAAGCAUUCACCGAGGAUAAAGAAGAAUUUGCUAAGACUAACAACCUCUCCUCAUCUUGUUCUUCUACAUCUAAGGGAGUAGAUAAGCCCAAUAAGAGCCCUUUUAGGAAAUAGUUUUUGUAUUACUUAGGAGAUAAUAGAAAGAAGAGAAUUUCCUUGUAACAUAGUACUCUUUCUUUCCUUUCAUCAUUUGAUGUGUCAACAUACAUACAACACCUGUACCAUAAACUUGUAUUUUAUUUGCGACUCUGAAUAAGAGAAUUUUAUUUGAUUGGGUUCUACUGUUAUUACAA
This is a messenger RNA of Lycium barbarum (goji berry), 2421 nucleotides long. RefSeq names its product BTB/POZ domain and ankyrin repeat-containing protein NPR1. Gene Ontology annotation, biological process: defense response to bacterium; defense response to fungus; regulation of jasmonic acid mediated signaling pathway. Gene Ontology annotation, cellular component: cytoplasm; nucleus. Bases 689 to 2242 code for a protein of 517 amino acids. The record is from RefSeq and is a predicted model, not a curated record. Gene Ontology annotation, molecular function: protein binding. NCBI's taxonomy places the organism in Eukaryota, Viridiplantae, Streptophyta, Magnoliopsida, Solanales, Solanaceae. The transcript is spliced from 4 exons.